This is a messenger RNA of Hipposideros armiger (great roundleaf bat), 3741 nucleotides long. It is a transcript of the gene SLC5A11, whose product is annotated as solute carrier family 5 member 11. Gene Ontology annotation, biological process: transmembrane transport. Lineage: Eukaryota; Metazoa; Chordata; Mammalia; Chiroptera; Hipposideridae. Gene Ontology annotation, cellular component: plasma membrane. Gene Ontology annotation, molecular function: D-glucose:sodium symporter activity. The coding region runs from base 1097 to 3649 and encodes 850 amino acids. The transcript is spliced from 19 exons. The record is from RefSeq and is a predicted model, not a curated record.
AGUUGCAUCCUAGCCCACAAGAAGAGACAUGUUUGCAGGUACUGUUUACGGGGAAAAAACCCAGGGCAGUGCAAGUGCAAUUGUCCUGCACCUAAGAAGAGAAAAGAAAGAAAAAAGAAGGGCAGAAUCUUACAAAAGACAACCUAGACAUUUUAUGUCUUAAGAACUCAGCUUGGUAACUGUCAAGUUAGAAGCUCCAAGAUACAGCCAGAUAAGGACAUGGGCUGAAUUCCACUUAUGGGGAAGACCCUGUGAACGUGCUGCCGCCCUCAAGGAAAUUACAACCUAAAACUACAGCGGCAGUUAUGCUGGUUAGAUGAGCAUACUCUAGAUUGAAAAGCAUGGGCUUCCGAAUCGAAUAAACAGGAGGAGAUGCCUCUUUGUAAAUAUUAAUAAGAGUGAAACAGAGAGAUAAGAGAGUUAGUUACAGGGCCCUUUCCACAGGCAGAAAUCUUUAGAAGUUUAACAAAAUUGAGGAUAAAUAAGACAGACACAUGGGGUUAAGACAGGUUCUAGAACAGCUCCACUCCUGCUCAUCCCCCAAAUUACAGAGCCCCAAACAAGUGUGGAGUAGCUUAAAAACCUGGAAGGCAGAGGUGACAGUGAGAAACCUGACCAGGCACCACUGGGGGCAGCAGUCAGGCGGGUUCAGCCAGGUAAACAGAGCCAGGGUCUCCUGGCUUGACUCCCCUCCUGGGGGCCCCACGCCUUUUAAAUCGAGAGUGGGCAAAACAGUCAGGGGAUAGAGAAGAGAAAUUUCAGGACUCCUCGAUGUGGAAAUGCAUGAACUGUGGUACCCAAACCCCCCGGGGAAGCUACGAUUAGAUUCAAAGAAUAGAGAAGUGUAAGGAUCGCUAAGAUCAUGAAAACUGGAAUGUUUAAACAAGCUUUCUCUACAGAAGUUAUGUCGGCUUCAUCUGAAAGUUUCCUGGGAGUGAUACCAGGCCUGGCUGUGCACACUUCUCCUACCAGGAUUGUAAAGCCAGGACCUGUCGACGGGCCUAACGGAGGCAACGUCUCAGAAGGUGGCAUUAAGGAACUGAAGCCCAGAGUGGCUGCGUGACUUGCCUGGGUCUCACAGUGACGAGGUCAAAAAAUGUGUCUUGUUCUCCUCCCACGCUGGGCUCUCGUCCCCCCUCGCCUGCUGGUUGGGAAAACUCACCUACGUUGUCAGAGGCCGCAUCCUGGAAUUUGGAGUUUGACCUGCAAGAAAGUUCUGUCAGCAGCAGGCAGUGCAGGAGGGAGGCCGCCACUGUCCUCCAGCUCGGGCAGCAAGCAACAGGGGCCCAGGUGUCCCCUUCCCCACAGCCGCCCCUGCUGCCGCCUUCUGCCUCAGAGACACCGACAGGCUCCAGGACAGGUGGGCCCUGCGCCCAGGAAGCCCACAGGUGAGGUGUACACACGGAGACCCAGCGAGAUAAGGCAUUUGAAUUGCCAUCAGCAACAAAGCCUUAGGGGCUGUAGCACUGGCCAAGGCUGCUGUGAACUGCGCAGCAAGGAGGCGUCUUCGCUGGUCCUGUGGGGCCGUCUGUCCAGCUGGCACAGCCACCGCAAUUCAGGCGCGGCCUGGGAGCUCUUCAGAGACUCGCCCACGGUCUGCACCCGGCCCGAGGGUCUCAGCACCAUGGACAGCGGCCCCAGCAGCCCCCCACCCACACACUCUGAUCCCCUGGAGGCAUUUCCCCAGAGGAGCCUGGAGGCAGGUGACAUCGCAGUGCUGGUUCUCUACUUCGUCUUCGUCCUCGCCGUGGGACUCUGGUCCACAGUGAAGACCAAGAGAGACACAGUGAAGGGCUACUUCCUGGCCGGAGGCGACAUGGUGUGGUGGCCAGUAGGUGCCUCCUUGUUUGCCAGCAACAUUGGAAGUGGACAUUUCGUUGGCCUAGCAGGCUCGGGCGCCGCUGCGGGCAUUUCUGUAGCUGCUUAUGAAUUUAUUGGUUUGUUUUCCGUGCUGACCCUGGCCUGGAUCUUCCUCCCCAUCUACAUCGCAGGGCAGGUCACCACGAUGCCAGAAUACCUCAGGAAACGCUUUGGCGGUAACAGGAUCGCCGCCAGUCUGGCUGUGCUCUACCUGUUUAUCUACAUCUUCACCAAGAUCUCGGUGGACAUGUAUGCGGGCGCCAUCUUCAUUCAGCAGUCUUUGCACCUGGAUCUGUACCUGGCCACCGCGGGGCUGCUGGCCAUCACAGCUGUGUACACUGUCACAGGUGGCCUGGCUGCGGUGAUCUACACGGAUGCCCUCCAGACUGUGAUCAUGCUUGUGGGAGCGCUGACCCUGAUGGGCUACAGUUUUGCCGCCGUGGGCGGGUUGGAAGGCCUGACGGAGAAGUACUUCCUGGCGCUGGCCUCCAACCGGAGUGAAAACAACAGCUGCGGGCUGCCCCGGGAAGACGCCUUCCACAUCUUCCGGGACCCGCUGACCUCCGACCUGCCGUGGCCCGGGAUCCUGUUCGGAAUGUCCAUGCCGUCCCUGUGGUACUGGUGCACGGACCAGGUGAUCGUUCAGCGGAGUCUGGCUGCCAAGAACCUGUCGCACGCCAAAGGCGGCUCCCUGAUGGCCGCGUACCUGAAGGUGCUGCCGCUUUUCAUGAUGGUGUUCCCCGGCAUGGUCAGCCGCGUGCUCUUCACAGAUCAAGUGGCCUGUGCAGACCCGGAAAUCUGCCAGAAGGUUUGUGGCAACCCAUCCGGCUGCUCCGACAUCGCGUACCCCAAACUCGUGCUGGAAAUCCUGCCCACAGGGCUGCGUGGCCUCAUGAUCGCUGUGAUGGUGGCGGCGCUCAUGUCUUCCCUCACCUCCAUCUUUAACAGUGCCAGCACCAUCUUCACCAUGGACCUGUGGAACCGCCUGCGGCCCCGGGCGUCUGAGCAGGAGCUCAUGAUUGUGGGCAGGGUGUUCGUGCUGCUGCUGGUGCUGGUCUCCAUCCUCUGGAUCCCCGUGAUCCAGGCCAGCCAGGGCGGCCAGCUCUUCAUCUACAUCCAGUCCAUCAGCUCCUACCUGCAGCCGCCCGUGGCCGUGGUCUUCAUCGUGGGCUGUUUCUGGAAGCGAGCCAACGAAAAGGGAGCCUUCUGGGGUCUGACCUUGGGCCUUCUCCUAGGCUUGAUCCGGCUGGUCCUGGACUUCAUUUACCCACAGCCACGCUGCGACCAGCAGGACACGCGCCCCUCCGUGGUCAAGGACGUUCACUACCUCUAUUUCUCCAUGGUCCUGUCCGCCGUCACCCUGGUCAGCGUGUCCGUCGUGAGCUGGGUCACAGAGCCGCCCUCCAAGGAGAUGGUCAGCCGCCUUACUUGGUUCACUCGUCAAGACCCCGUGGUCCAGAAGGCACAGGGGCCACCAGCAACCGCCCUGCCUCCUGCACUCGCUCAGAAUGGGACGGCCGAGGCCAGAGGCCCCAGCACCCAGCUGGACAUGGUUCUUCAGGACAAGCCCAAGACGCACAGUGGGGAUGUGACCCCAAAGAAGUCCAGGGUGCUGAGAGCCAUCCUGUGGCUCUGUGGAAUGGGGGGCCAGGGCCAGGCACAGCCCCGGAGCAGAGUGGAACCCGUCAUCACCUCCUCGGAGGAAAACCCCUUGGUGAAAACCCUCCUAGACAUCAGUCUCAUCGUGUGCGUCAGCUGUGGUAUCUUCCUCUGGGGCUACUUUGCUUAGCGAGUGGUCAGCCCAGGCGUCCACGCUUUCGGGGCUUGCCAUGCACUGGUUUUUUUUAAUGAAGGAAAAAAUAAAGCUGUGUUUGUUUACAA